CAAAAUUUUUUACUAGAACAGGGAAGAAGAGGUGACAUGAGCACUUCCAGUGCGCGCGCAUAAAAUAUCUUUAGUACUGCUGACACAUAAACUUGUUAGUAAUGUUGGCUCCCAUUAUGGCGAAGAAAAUGCAUUCAUGCCAAUAAUAAUGAUUUCAUUAAAUAAAUUUCAUCUCACUCGAGGCUAGUAAACACUACUACCAUGAUACAUUUAUUUAAACUCUACAGUGAAGAUUCUCCUACAUUUAAGUAAAAUUCAGGCUUCACUGAAUGAUGCCUGUUUGUUUUAUGUUUGAUAAUGAAAAUUUGGUUUGGCUAAAGUUGUAGUGUACUGACCUGGGCUUGUAAAUUGUAAGUAAACAGACAUACACGUUGAAAUAGUUAGAAAAUCGUAUAGCAUUCGUCGUGUAAAUAUUUUUGCGUAGGCAUUUUGAGAAACAAUUACAUUAAUUGCUUUCAUAAGAGCAUUUGACGUUAAUUACUCAAGAUAGAUCGAUAAAGUUUGUUAAUGUAUGGAUGAAGGAAAACCCUUUAUCUGUGGAAUAUACGCGCUGUUUAUUUUUUUGCAAUUUUUAUCUUUAUGAUUUUAGGGAUAAUGAACUUAAACAAUUUAUGCUACAAUGAUUUUGACAGGAAGUCUUUCUAGACGAUAUAUGUGGGUUGUGUGAUGUUUAUGAUCAUACAAAAACUUUAGUCCUUAUUUGCAUUCUUGUUAGACAAACUAAUACCUUGUGGAUUGAACAUAUAGUUGUAUUCUAGCCAUAUUUGUACAUGCAUGUAUGAAUCUUGGAUAAAGUGAUAACUUAUAAAGAGACGUUCAACAGUUUGACAUAACAUUUUUUCAACGUACGUUUGAUUGAACAAUGAGAAUCAGGAAGCAGAUAUCUUUACGUCAAUUUUGGUCUGGUCAUUCUACGGAAUUAAAGGUAACAGAUGAAGAAAUUUAUGAAAUUGUUUACAAGAGUUAUCGAAAGGAUUUAAGGAUAUCGAAGAAUCGUUACCAGAAUGUGGCAACCUAUGUUGACGAAGUUUUUUGUGCUCUUGCCAAAUAUGACAAAAGAUUUGAUUUUGAUCCAAUACCAUUUGAGGAUAAUCGCUGUGAGAUUAUCUCUAGCAGCGAAAUCAAACUGGUGUGUGAAUUGAAGAAUUUUCCUAACAAUUGUUAUAAAAUUGUCGGUGAUAUAGAAAAUGGUGAAGCUCAAAUAAGAAUGCUGGAAAAUGAUGAUGAAAGAAGCAGUGAAACAUCGUGGAAAGACAUGUAUACCAACGCUUCAAGAUCUGAGGAGAACUAUUUAAACACGAGAAAAUUACUUGAUAAUUUUACAACUGCCCUGGGACAAGCAGUUCGUGAUGUAUGGAACAAACACCGUAGUGUUGGUCUGGUGUACCGGGUAUCCGAUAAUCAAGCUCGUAUAUACAUUGAUAUCCCCGAAACGGGUUAUUUUUCCGUUACUUUAAUUCCUGCGGUUAAAAUCAAUGCAUACUCCACCAGUGGAACUGGCUCUACACUUGAUCUUAUCAGCAGUCUUGCUGGCCAAGAUCCUCACUUGCAAACUCUGCACGCAAUUGCACAACCAAGCGUUAACUUUCAUGACGAAUCGUGGAACAUUUGUUACGGAACAAUUGAAAAAACAGUGAUGAACGCUGAACAGUUUACAUGCGGUCGCGUGUGCUUACACGCAUUACGUCAUCUACUUGUCUCGUGCAAGUCUCCACGAUUUGGCUUACAAUCGCUAACUGAAUGGCAUUUGCGAACAGCUGUCAUUCAAGAGUUUACGAAGCUUCCUGAAGCAAAAGACUGGACACCAACGAAGUUCAUAAAGCGUCUGACAGGUACUUUAACGUCACUGAAGUCAUGUUUGCGAGAGGGAAUAUUCGUGAAUCAUUUAUCAGGGGCAAAUAUGCUGUCAAACUUUGAUGAAAAAUCAUUAAAGGUUUCAAUGAAAGAUGUUGAGCAUGCAAUGCAUAAAUUUCGAGAAAAGCUAACGCGUUGGGAGUUGAGUUGAACGAAGAGUAAACUGAAUCAACAAAACAAUCAUUUACAAAAUUGCGUGCUUUUGGAAGAUUUCAGGAAGGAUGCCUCGGAGAAAAAUCUUGACUUUUUUUACUCUAUCAAUACGUCCUUACGCCUCAGUGAAUCAAAGAUGCAGCGACAUUUCAAUAAAGCAGCGUUAUACAUCAACGACCUUUUUAUAACCAUGGGAAAUUUUGAUGUCAGAUACCAUUUUGAUCCAUUAUCAUUAGAAGAUUGUCGUUGUGAAGUGGCCUCGUACAAUGAAGUGAACUUGUUAUGUACAUUAAAGGAGUUUCCCUCGGAGGAAUGUAGCUUUCAGGUUGAUGGUAAAACUGGAGCUGUAAUGAUUAAAGUAUCCGAUGGUUACAACAGCAGGUAAAUUUUAUGAAUGGUGCAUAGUAUUAAUGAUAUUCAAUCUUAAAUACACGUUAUUGACAGACCAGGGAUGGUGAGCUGGGAUGAUGCAAUUAUUUUAAUACCAAACAAAGGACGAUAUCUAAGUACAAAAAAGCUUCAAAUGUCUCUAGUUGAAACAAUUCAUCUAGCACUUGGGGAAAUGUCGCAAGAACACGAGAACAUUACGAUAACUUGUAAAUGUUUGUUCAACCACAUUACCCUCAUUGUCAAUUUGAAUAUUUUUCACAAACUUUACAUUAAUAUACUACCAACAAUUUGCGUCAACCGAACUCUAAAGUCUAUGACCAGAUUUGACGAUAAGAUUCGAAAUGUAUUUCGUUCUUUUCUUUUGUCUGACAAAAAUGUUGAGAAAAUAGCUUUGGUUGCCAUACCAAUGUGCUCUGACGAACAAUUUCUGUGGUGCAUUACCUUCAACGAUAUGGAGAAUGGAAUUUUGAACAGUUCAAAUUUUGUGUGCGCUCAUCAUUGUUUGUACAUCCUGGAUCUUUUGUGUGGAGUCUAUCAAUCUCGGGAGAUGUGGAAUCUGUUACGUUAUCAUCUUCAAAAUGUUGUUCUUCUCGCGUGCAAGUCUCGCCCACAUCCAAAACAUUGGAGACCUGAGAAGUUUCAGAAACGUCUUAAGCAAGUAAUCUUAAUUCUCUGCAGUUGUCUUUGGAGAAAAAGAUGUCGAAAUGUGUUCACAAAUGUAAAUAUUUUCUCCCAUUUUGAUGACAAAAGUCUUAAGCAAUUGGCUACACAGUUAUCAAAAAUUAAAGUAAGCAAAGACAAAAUUGAGAAUGUUCUACAACAUUAAUUUGCUAAAACAAAAUGAACAACAUAUAAGUUAUUUACAGAUAAUAGUAUUCAUUGUCCUUAAAAUAAUUAUUAUUGCACUUGCGGGUCUGACAUUGUUAAAUUCCUUAACUUUUCCUUGAACUGUCAAUCGGUGCAAACUCAAACAUGUCGUUUUGUUUUUCCUCUAUAAAUAAAAUUGCUGAAAUUGA
This is a messenger RNA of Xenia sp. Carnegie-2017, 3413 nucleotides long. RefSeq lists its product as uncharacterized. The transcript is spliced from 4 exons. NCBI's taxonomy places the organism in Eukaryota, Metazoa, Cnidaria, Anthozoa, Malacalcyonacea, Xeniidae. Bases 863 to 2005 code for a protein of 380 amino acids. The record is from RefSeq and is a predicted model, not a curated record.